CAAACAAAUACCCCAAAUCAAUCCGGCCCCAUUCCCGUAGGAAACAUAAAAGGAACAUGGUAAACCAUUUGCAUAGUCUAGCAUUGGUUUUGGAGUACUAUCCAAGUCAACCUCUUCCAUCUUCUCUCAUUUAUUAACUUGCCGCAAAUUCUCCUCUCUCCAAGAUUGAGCAUUUUAUAUAUCACCAUCAUUCCUUCCUCCCUAUGAGCUCUGGUGGUCCAUAAUCUGCUAUCUAGAAUGGCUGGGUUCAGUGAUCUCCCUUUGGAGCUUGUGGAGUUCAUUCUCUCGUACUGUUCUCAACCCGAGCUGUACGCCCUCUCGAUUAUGUCGAAAUCGUUAUUCAACAUCACCGGGCCAUUCCUCUACAAAAAUGUCGAUCUAUGCAUCCGCUCCAAGGCUCCCCCAGUAGAUCGCUUCAUCAUCAACAUGACUGAUCAAAGAAGACUACUGAAUCGUAUUACAACACUGCGGAUCGGCCAGAGUUCCUUCGAAAGGAUUGCGAUUGACGGAAGGCAACGGCUGGCCCCUUCGACGCCUGAGAAUCAAACGACAGUGCUGAACCUAGCUUGUAAAAUACUGGGAGCCAUGUUCGGUCCUAUUUUAAGCCAACAAAGCAAGAACUUAAUCGACGACAUCUACUCACGUAACUAUGGGGGUUUCGUAACACUAAUCAUAUUGUUGUCAAGAAACUUACGAAGGCUCGAGAUCAUGGAUCAAGGUUGUAACCUUAUACUGCCCCAAUAUCUAUAUUACCACCUCAACACGAUGGAUAUUAGGCAAAGAAUACCCUCACCCUCCAUUCCGGAAAUGUCAUUCAACGUAGAUCAUACGGGAGUCCAGAGCCUGAACAGAGAUUGCCGGUUUGAUUUAGCGUCUGUCUUAACUACUCCAGGGCUUACGACUCUCGAGUUCUAUGUCUACAAUAUUACAAGAUUGUCUGCUUCCGAAAUGCCAUUUACGCGUUUCAGUCCGACAAUAGGUUUGGCCGCACUCAAUAUCACCACUAUCAUUCUUCGCCAUACACGACUCAUCACGGGGAUCCUUACAUGCAUCUUGCCACAUACUAGGGCCCUUCGGACCCUUGUCUGCGAAUACUUCUACGAUUGGGGUAGCCACGACUGGACCAGAAACGUAUCAGAAAAAAGGUGGAUCAAUGUUUCGGCACUGAACGACAAUUUGCAUUUCGUCAAAUCCUCACUACAGAUAUUGGUUGCCAGUGUCGAAUGUUGCGACCUUACAAGACCUUUUUUCCAGCAGCCAGACAUCCUGGCUCAGUCUACGGGCAAGUUAGAUCUUGUUGACUUUGAGAAAUUACAUACGCUCGAGUUACCCUUUCCAUUCAUUACUGGCGACUUCCAAUUUUCUCAUCGAAAUGCUUUCGAGUCAAAAUUGCCACCGAAUCUACGGCAUCUCUUGCUUCGCCCAGACAUGUCUCGUGCCCAAUUCACCUACCCUGUGGAUACAACACUCUUUUUGCUGGAAACUCACUUAACGGCUUGGACGAAGCAUGCAGAAGCUUCUGUCGUUGCGAAUACAGAUACCACCUACAUGUUCAGAGUCACGUUAUCUCUAGUGGCUAAUACUCCCGGUUUGGAAUCAGUCACUAUAUGGCAGCCAGCACAGAGAUCAGUUGGCUGGUCUCAGGCCCAACUUGAAGAUCUUACCACCCUUUGCAAAGACAAUAGAAUCGCAUGUGUCGUUGCUUAUCCGCAACUCAUCAGAACCUUAAAGGCCGAGAACUGGAAUCUGGUUAAGGAAUGUGUUCUCGUCGAUCCAAACCGAUCCAUUGGGAAUCUCACUGAAAAGAGACUGCGCGGCCGCCGUGAGAAUGGGAUUCCGUUGGGGCUUGGUGCACAGUAUCAUCUUCACGCGAUUCGACAAGGUGCUGUGGAUGCAUGGAGCGAUUACCCAUAAGCCAAUCAAGGUAAAGACCAACCGGGCAUGAGUUCCGAAACCGGAUGAAAAGGCGGCGGGGCAACAGAAGUUUACACAGGGACGAUAUCGUUAUGAUCGUACACAAUUAUCGUUCUCCGCGCUCCAUUCGAGCGCUUUGGCCCCCACGAUCUUUUGGGCUCACCGGGCCAGCCAUGUCUCGUUCGUCCCGCAACCAAAGUCGUUUGCAAAAUCCAUGGCGCUUGAGGUUUAAUAUGUUACCCAAUACGCCAAGGUCCAUUGCUACCUUCAGCUCGCUCAAUAUUGCGAUCAUCUCAGUGCUGUAGCACUCCGAGGGGCUCGGUGAUCCCGAAUAC
Molecule: messenger RNA, 2249 nt
Organism: Aaosphaeria arxii CBS 175.79
Lineage: Eukaryota; Fungi; Ascomycota; Dothideomycetes; Pleosporales
Exons: 1
Coding region: 238-1914 (558 amino acids)
Molecular function (GO): protein binding
Source: RefSeq, a predicted model, not a curated record